UCGUUACUAGAUGGUCACUCCUUUCUCCUUUGUUCCUUGCUUUCAAAAAUCGUUUUUCACUCACUUAGUCACAUAUGGAGCUUUCACUUUCUUCUCAUCCUCUCUUCAACUCUUCUUCAUUAUUCAAUUCAAGAUUCAAGAUUUCACAAACCCCUCUUUUCUCCACAAAUAUUCAUCACCAAAAAUUACAACUUUUGAGUGGAACACACCAUAAACUAACUGCUUCAAUGGAACCUCAAACAACUAUUCCUCAUGCUUUUGAUAAUGGGUCUUCAUCUCAAACAGGUCGAAUGGGGGAGGUGAAGAGGGCUACGAAGGAGACGAAUGUGCAUGUGAAGAUAAACUUGGAUGGAACAGGUGUUGCGGAGAAUAAUACUGGGAUCCCAUUUCUUGAUCACAUGUUGGAUCAACUUGCUUCACAUGGAUUGUUCGACGUGCAUGUGAAGGCUACUGGGGACAUUCACAUUGAUGAUCACCACACAAAUGAAGAUGUUGCACUUGCCAUUGGAACUGCAUUGUUGCAAGCACUUGGCGAUAGAAAGGGAAUCAAUCGCUUUGGUGACUUUUCAGCUCCAUUAGAUGAAGCACUGAUUCAUGUUUCACUGGAUUUAUCAGGAAGGCCAUAUUUGGGUUACGAUUUACAAAUACCUACUCAGAGAGUUGGAACUUAUGACACUCAGUUGGUGGAACACUUCUUUCAGUCUUUGGUCAACACUUCUGGAAUGACACUCCAUAUUCGACAGCUCGCAGGAAAAAAUUCUCAUCACAUCAUUGAGGCAACUUUCAAGGCGUUUGCUAGAGCUCUUCGACAAGCAACUGAAUAUGACUUGCGUCGUGGUGGAACUAUACCCAGCUCAAAAGGGGUUUUGUCUCGAUCAUAAAAUAUACCGCAAAGAUUCAGAUUCUUGAGCAAAGGUGUGAACUUUGGUAUUUCAGUACUGACAUAUACAAAUGAGUUAUUUUUAUGGAUAAUCCCUCUGAAAUAUCAGUGGAGAAUGGUUUCUACUUAUUUCUAUUUGUCCCUUGCAGUAGUUUACUGCACUGCUAUUCUGCAAUGUAUAUCGUGAUUAUUGAAGCUCUGUAGUUGAAGAAGGUGGAUCAAAAUACAUCAAUUGCUUCUCUAGCUCUUUCAAGAAAUUUGAUAUCCACGAAUGCUACAAGAUGAAUGGAAUAUUGGCAUCUACUUUCAGUAUUUCAGUUUUCAUGUUUGAAAUGUUGGGAGGUUUUACUGGUGAUGGAGGCCUUUGGCUUUUCAUUUGGUUGUAAACUUUUUAUUAAUAACCAGUGGUCAUUUGUACGUUUUGUGA
This is a messenger RNA of Lycium barbarum (goji berry), 1307 nucleotides long. RefSeq names its product imidazoleglycerol-phosphate dehydratase, chloroplastic-like. Gene Ontology annotation, molecular function: imidazoleglycerol-phosphate dehydratase activity. The record is from RefSeq and is a predicted model, not a curated record. The coding region runs from base 75 to 881 and encodes 268 amino acids. Lineage: Eukaryota; Viridiplantae; Streptophyta; Magnoliopsida; Solanales; Solanaceae. The transcript is spliced from 8 exons. Gene Ontology annotation, biological process: L-histidine biosynthetic process.